ACUCGGUCCCUCCACCUCUUUCUGCCAAAGUGCAUCGCCAAUGUGCUCCGCCUGUAAUGGAUACUAUCAUUACUCUCUUCAGACUGGUCGCAAUGUCUGAAAGUGGGUAAAUCUGGGAACAAUACGUUGAUCACUGGACCUUUUUGGAGGGGAUAUUGGCGUGGCGCAAGGUUAAUGUUAAAGAAGAAAAAGCCCCCAGAAACGAUCCUGUCAUUUCGCACGGCUUCAUGUAUUUCCUGAUCAUUGUCUGUCCUUUAGCUGUCUUCACCUACUUUCCUCCUCUGCGUUAAACCAGAUACAGGACAGACAGCAUUGCCAUGGACACAGAGUCCAUCCACUCUGGUUAUUCCCACCACUCCAACAGGUCACGGGGGUCAAACAAACAGAGUGAACGCAGCGGCAGGGAUCGGCACAAAUCACACAGCCGAGACAGCAGCAGCCGAUCAGACAAAAAUGUCACCAUUAGCGCGUCGUCAGCCCAACCCCCGCAGCCGGAUCAAAGCUCCGCCCCCACAGACGCCCAGGAUGAUAACUGGGGCGAGACCACCACGGCGGUCACUGGAACAUCAGACCACAGCUUGUCUCAGGAGGACCUGGCUGGCUUCGGAAAAGAGACUGAAGGUCCGGUAGAGAAACUGAACUGUGUACGCUUUCUUCCUUUGGUUCUAACCCUUGUCCUGGGCCUGCUCGUCCUUGUCACGCCCCUGGCCUUCCUGGUGCUGCCCCAGCUUGUGUGGCCGGAGCGUCUGCAGGCCUGCGGCACCGCCUGCGAGGGCCUGUUUCUCUCGCUGGCUUUCAAACUUCUCAUACUGCUGCUGGCCGGCUGGGCACUGUUUGUGCGACCGGUGCGCGCCUCCCUGCCCAGGAUAGCAGUGUUUCGCGCUCUCCUCGGACUGCUCACGCUCCUCCUGCUGCUUUCCUAUUGGCUGUUCUUUGGAGUGCGCAUUUUGGACUCACAGGAUGAGAACUACCAGGGCAUAGUGCAGUUUGCAGUGUCGUUGGUGGACGCUUUGCUGUUCAUCCAUUACCUCGCUGUGGUUUUGCUGGAGAUCCGUCAUCUACAGCCGUACUUCUCUGUGUGUGUUGUGAGAUCCACUGACGGAGAGACUCGCCACUACAACCUGGGACAACUCAGCAUUCAAAGGGCAGCUCUAGAAAUUCUGGAACACUAUUACAAGGAUUUCACAAUUCACAACCCUGCCCUACUGACAGCUGCUAAGACCAGGGCAGCUAAACAUCUGGCUGGUCUGAAGGUCUAUAAUGUGGAUGGUGCUGGUAGCGACGCGGCAACCUCUCAGUCUCGAGCUAAAAUAGCAGCUGCCGCCCGACAAAGAGACACCAGCCACAAUGAGCUGUACUAUGAAGAAGCUGAGCAUGACCGACGGGUCCGCAAACGCAGGGCACGGCUGGUGGUGGCUGUAGAAGAGGCGUUUACGCAUGUUAGACGGUUGAAAGAGGAAGAGAUAAAGAAACCUCCUGGAGACGAGAUGGAUCCACGUGAGGCAGCACAAGCCAUCUUUCCGUCAAUGGCACGAGCGUUGCAGAAAUACUUGAGGACCACACGGCAACAACACUGCCACAGCAUGGACAGCAUUCAGGCCCACCUUGCGUUCUGCAUUACAAACAACAUGACCCCUAAGGCAUUUCUGGAGAGUUAUCUGAACGCUGGGCCCACACUGCAGUAUGGCAGAGAGGGCUGGCAGGCUCGGCAGUGGACGUUGGUCAGCGAAGCAUCUGUCACCAGUCCUCUCCGUCAUGGCACUGAGUUCCAUCUCAAAUCUUCUGACUUCUGCUUGGUGGUCACCAGUAAAUCUAUCCCUCAUCUUAAACUCAGUGAAGAGUACGUCCACCCCAAGUCUCACAAGUUUGUACUGCAACUGCAGUCCGAGACCUCUGUCUGAUGGAUUGAUUUUUGUUUUUGUCCAUUUCAUUUUUUACACUUGUAAAUUUUGGACUUCUAUUUUAUUUUUAAUUCUUUUUCACUUUUUUCACAGUUUAUAAAUGGCAUUUUACAUACUGGAUGUAUUUUGAUACAAUAUUUGUUAUCGUCAGGAAAAGAAAAAAAAGAAAAAAUUCAUGUAUGUAUUGAAUGGCGCCGGCAGGUUUGAUUAUGCAUUUGUGCUGUCAAUGUGUUACAUUCUGCAUAGAGUAAAUGCUAAGCAUCAGACUUUAUGGGGAGUUUUGUUUUUCAUAUCUGUGUUUGUGUGUGUGCGUGUGGCUUGAAUGUUUUUAUACAUUGACCACUACUAAAGAUGAGCACUUACGGAUUUCUGAACUUGAAUUGAAUCUUGGUAUAAACGGCUUCUCACAAUGGGUAGGUGAAAGAAUUAUCAGUUAUCUUGUUGUGCUUUGCUAAACAUACAUGAUCACUUUAAGACCGCUGAAUUGUUUGAAUUCAACCACUGAGAACAAUGUCUUUUAAAUGAAAACAGUUUAACUUUUUCUUUGUGAUUAAUAAACUGUGAUUUGUCAUU
Molecule: messenger RNA, 2474 nt
Organism: Triplophysa rosa
Lineage: Eukaryota; Metazoa; Chordata; Actinopteri; Cypriniformes; Nemacheilidae
Gene: vangl1
Product: VANGL planar cell polarity protein 1
Exons: 9
Coding region: 318-1901 (527 amino acids)
Biological process (GO): multicellular organism development
Cellular component (GO): plasma membrane
Source: RefSeq, a predicted model, not a curated record